UUUUUACUGCAGAACGCCGUCUCGUCCAAACAUCUGCACUCUCGCUUUUGAAAGACACUCGUCUUGGAAUUGAAGGUGCACAUUGGCUUCGUAAAAUUUUACAGAAUUCUGCGAAAGAGCCUGCAACUGCCGCUUUAGUUUUUGUAUUUAAUGGUCUCAACGUUAUUCGCAAAGACAAACCAUUUUCAGUGGAGGAUUUAAGGCCAGGGAGACGGUCUCAAGCUUGGGAUAUGUAUGAGAAAGGUCGAGUUGAUCCUGCUUAUAGUCAAUGGGCAAGUUCUGGAUUUAUCCACCAGCCAGAUUUAUUAUAUUUUGUGUUCAGCAUAUUCAAAGAAAAUGAUGUGGAAUUUAUUCGAGCACCUUACUCUGCUUGGGGACAGCGUCAUCCCAAAACAUACAUCCAUGCCCUUUAUGGUGGUUCAGAACUGUUAAUGUAUGACGUUGACAAAGUCAUUGUCAACAUGGAUCUGGAGAAGGGCACAUAUUCAUGGCUUAACAAAAAAUCUAUACUUGCUGACCUUCAAUUAAACGAUGAUCAAUUUCUGGAUGUCUGUAUUCUCGCUGGCUUCGAAUAUUGUGGUACUUUUCCGCCACUGAAUUCUGAAUUUAGUGGAUUCAGCUUUAAAGGUGUUCAUGACCUAAUUAAACAGUAUCGAAAUGGUUUCAAUGCUGUUCAAGGUUAUGCAGAUCAUGCGGGCGUCCAAAAGACCAACUACAUAGAAACAUUUUGUCGUACCAGGUGCGCUAUUAAAUUCCAUAUGGUAUUAACAGAUGAAGGAAAAGUAGAACCAUUAAACGCGGAGACAUCACCUAGUGAUAUCCAUGAUGUAAUUGGUUAUCGUUUACCAGACGAGGUAUAUUUUUAUUUAUCCAGAGGGCUGAUGUCUCCACAGGUUAUUAAUACUUUGAUAUCAGGUGUUCUCAUUGAAAAUCCUCCCCUAUGCAAUGGCGAAACGCAAGAAUAUAGACAAUUUUUGAGACAAAUACUUGAUCUUCGUACGCAAGCAAUGGGCCUACUUACCCAACCUCUUCACCAGUUUUACCAAUCUAGGAAGGUCGUAAGUGUUUAUUGGUUUGAGUCUGGUAAUGAACAUCCUUUAAACCAUAAUGUUGCUCCGAGUGUUCAUGAGACAUUAAAUACUUGGAAUGUUUUGGAAAGGGGAUUAGAAGAAGAGAAGAAGACUUCUGUUAUUGAUAUUGCUUUUUGUUUGAGAGCAACAGCGACUGAAGAGCAAGCUGCAAAGACCAUUAUGCCCAAAAAUAAUGACAAAACUAUUGAUUCCAAAGAUGAAAUUGUAGGAAAUGUAUUGUGGAAACUUUUGGAAUUAAGAGAGUUUUUAACACAUGCCCAACAUACUCAUACCAUAUGGGGCGUUGCUUUUAAAAAGGCUCUUAACUCUGCUAAGUCAAAUACUGAAUCUCAUCACGAGCAAUUAUUUAGCGCUUUAGAAUUGAUUAGAUUUGGUUAUCUCCAUGGUAAUAAUUAUAGUAGAGUAUAUUAUGUUGCGCCUAGUUGCGUAAGUGAUGAAGAAAAACGACAUAUUCUUCUGAUUUCGAGGACUCUUAGUUUAGUUCCUAUAAAAUUUAAGGGAGUACCAUGGGUUGGGCCUUUAUGUAGAGAAAUGUUAGUUUUUAAUAGCUUCGUUAAAGCAUUAAACCGGUCAUUACGUAAUCUAUGUGAAAUGUUAACUUUAUCGAUGUUUUUAAACGGUGAUUGUGAAAAAGAUCGUCAAGAUUAUCUUGAUCUCGCAUUAAGUCUGCCAUUUUUAUAUGACGCCAAUUCUGGAUUGGGUAUUAUUGCCAAGACAUAUCUUGAAAAUACUAUUACUCUGGCAAAAGAAAGUGAUAAAAACAUAAAAUCUGAUUCACUCAAGAAACUUGAGGAAAUCUUCACUUCGUGUAUAAAUGUUAAAGCAGAUCUAGAAAAUGGGUUUACGUUUUGGGAUGAGGUUCUGGUUGCAGUAAAAUCACUUAAGACGAGCGGAGCAAUAUCCUCUGAUAUUUCAUCUCAAUUCUUAAACACAAAUACUUGGUUGUCUUCUCGACGUCCUUGA
Molecule: messenger RNA, 2054 nt
Organism: Scutellospora calospora
Lineage: Eukaryota; Fungi; Glomeromycota; Glomeromycetes; Diversisporales; Gigasporaceae
Source: the annotation of a GenBank genome assembly